AACACGCAACAUCCUGUCUAUACUCUUCAAUCAACUCGAAUUAGUAUACUUUAAUUAAUAAACUUAUACUGUAAUUUUAGUAAAACCUAAAAUUACUGUGCCGAUUAGGUUGUCCUAAUUGAAGCAUUACUUUAGAAUUACAACUCCAAGGUAUAAAAAUUACCCACGUCGAGUUUAUUUAAAUAAAACCGGAAUUGAUGAUUUAAUUUUAAUUGAAAAUUUCCGAUGCAGAUACAAAGGCGAAAAAUGAAAAUUUUUCUUGGUUUGUUCGGAAUAUUUGUGUGUUCUGAUGUUGUGUUUUGUUUAACAGAAGCACAGAUUAAGCAAACCGGAAAAUUAAUUAGGAGAUCAUGUAGUACAAAAUAUAAAGCCGAUAUUGAUGAAUUGGAUGGUUUCAUUCAGGGAAAAUUUGAUAAUCCAACGGAAGCUGGAAAGUGUUAUCUACAUUGUGCUUUAGGAAUGAUGAAAAUGGUUAAAAAAGAUGGGCAUAUCGAUUAUGAAAGUGGAAUGAAACAAGUUCCGCUAUUACCCGAACCAAGAAGAGCUCCCGCUUCUCAUGCUUUAAAUGAAUGCAAAACGGCAGGUGAUGAUUUAACCCAAAAAUGUGACAUAGCCGUCACAAUAGCAAAAUGCAGUUACGACAGUGGUCCAGAGGUAAAAAAUCAACCACCCUCGAGUUCAACUACUUUAAUUUUCUUUUUCAGCAUUACAUUAUACCAUAACAAAUAAUAACGUU
Molecule: messenger RNA, 736 nt
Organism: Onthophagus taurus
Lineage: Eukaryota; Metazoa; Arthropoda; Insecta; Coleoptera; Scarabaeidae
Source: RefSeq, a predicted model, not a curated record